CUCUUAAAAUAGCUUUGUCGAUUUCAUUUUGCUCAAGUAGUGAAGAUCCAGAUGAUCCAAAAUAUUCUCCAACUAAUAAUGACCAUGAUGAUAAUUAUUUAACAACCUUUGAUUUACCAAAUAACGAUCUUGAUUCUUCAACUGACCAACCAAAUAAUGAAAGUUCGGAAUUAAAAGUAAAAGUUAUUAUUAAGAUCAAUAAUUCUACACCAUUGCCAAAAAAAUGA
Messenger RNA from Racocetra persica, 227 nucleotides. The record is from the annotation of a GenBank genome assembly. NCBI's taxonomy places the organism in Eukaryota, Fungi, Glomeromycota, Glomeromycetes, Diversisporales, Gigasporaceae.